Molecule: messenger RNA, 1050 nt
Organism: Cryptosporidium muris RN66
Lineage: Eukaryota; Apicomplexa; Conoidasida; Eucoccidiorida; Cryptosporidiidae
Product: 4-hydroxybenzoate octaprenyltransferase, putative
Exons: 5
Coding region: 1-1050 (349 amino acids)
Biological process (GO): ubiquinone biosynthetic process
Cellular component (GO): mitochondrial inner membrane
Molecular function (GO): prenyltransferase activity
Source: RefSeq, a predicted model, not a curated record
AUGAAUAAAUAUAUAAUACAAAAGUAUAUUCAAACCCAAAUAUCUGGUCAAAAUUACAUUUCAAAAUAUCUAAAUAAGAAAAAUGUUAACACACCAAUUUUAACCCAACUUAAUAUGAAAGUUUUAGGAAUUAAUGUUACACAAAAAAUGCAACCAUAUAUUAAGUUAUUUCGAUUACAGCAAAGAACAGGAUAUUGGCUAUUAUAUAUUCCAACUACCUGGAGUAUAGCCAUGGCAUCUUCUACAUGGAUCCCUAAUCUAAAAUUACUCGAAUUAUUUUCUAUUGGUUCAUUUGCUAUGAGGAGUUCUGGUUGUAUUAUUAAUGAUAUAAUUGAUAGAAAUAUUGAUAAUAAGGUAGAAAGAACUAAAACAAGACCAUUAGCAUGUAAAGAGCUAUCAUUAUUUAAAGCUUCUAUCUUAUUAUCUGGAUCUUUAGCAUUAUCUUACAAAAUUUUGACUCAGCUAAAUACUUAUACAAUAUAUUUGGCUCUCCCUAGUGUUGUAAUGGUUCCUUUAUAUCCUUUAAUGAAAAGAAUUACACAUUAUCCUCAACUUUUUCUAGGUUUAACAUUUAAUUGGGGUGUUUUGCUUGGAUGGACAUCUGUUUAUGGUUGUUUAAACCCAUUUCCAUAUAGCUUUAUAUCACCGAUUGCUCUUUAUUUAGCUGCAGCAUGUUGGAGUGUCCAUUAUGAUACUAUAUAUGCACAUCAAGAUAAAUUAUAUGAUAAGCAAGUUGGUGUAUAUUCAACAGCAUUACAUUGGGGUGAUAAUACAAGAGAUAUAUUAAAUAAAAAUUCACUAUUAAUUGGUCUUUUAUUGGUAACUGCAGGCAUUGCUAAUAAUAUGCAGAUCACAUAUUACUGUUCAGUUUUAAUGUUUGUUAAAUCCUUACUAUAUCAGAGUAAACAAGUCAAUUUUAAUUCUCCUGAGCAAUGUCAGAAUGCCUUUUCUCAAAAUAAAUAUUUAAGUACAAUAUUACUUUUUGGAAUUCUUACUUCAAAAUAUUUAUCUAAUAAAGAUAAUUCUAAUGAAACUCUUAAUAUUGAAUAA